AUGACACAGCCACUCUCUCCCUUAUCGCCAGCAUCUGGCAAUGCUCGCGGACGCUCUCCCAUGGUCCCACCACCCACAGUCCGUCGUCGCGGCAUUGACGAGAUCGUAGCAACCGACUACGACAAGGAGAACGAUUCGCCGAGCCCUCCCAAGCGGGCAUUCUUUUCCUACGACGGAAACGCAGACGAUAAAUAUUUUGACUCCAAGUACUCUACUGCCCGCAGUCAACUUGACAAUAUGGACGAUAUGACUGAGGAUUUCAACGCCGGCCCACCCAGCUCCCCGUUCCAAUUCGAUGCGCGAGAUGAUACUGUGGAUAUGGAUAGGCUGAAAGCAAUGACAGCAUCACCAUCGCGUGUGAAUUCAUCAAGAGGUGCUGUCCCAGAGGUCUACGUGGAUGAAGAAGAUAGACCGGACAGUGAUCGUCAUAGUGAAGCGAGCUCCGAAAGGAUUUUUGAAGAAACCGAUGAGGUACACGAAUCACACACGACUGUGACGAAUGAAAUGCCUGAAAUGGAUGACCAGAGCAUUAUUCAUCAUCAUGCGGAGAGGUCUCAGAUCGGCAGCAGUAUGAUAGACGAGAGACAUAACGAAGGAAUGAGCACGGUAGCCCACGGCAUGACCAACGUUCCAGAACACGACUUCAUGGAUGAUACUUGCCUGAGCACCUUUUCUGCCGUGCCCAAUGUGGACAUGACCUUGUUCGCGAAGCUUAGAGGUUCACCUACGAAAAGGCUGAAUGAUAUUAUGGAUCCGUCUGCAAGCGUUCAUGGCUCUCCUUAUUCCCGCCGCGCAAAUCCAUCCACGCCCAAUACAAUAAAAAGAAGGGGAAUGGAUUAUAUGGAUGUCUCCCCAACUCCGCAGAAACGAGGGGAUCCCGGUAACGGAGAAAACGCGGACCUUUUGGAUUUCACAGACUCUGUCAACUACUUCCGCCGAGUGUCCCAACGCUUCUCGACAACGAACCAUCGAGCUUCGGUAUCUCCUCGACGACGAUCACCGCUAAAGCCUCGUGAAUCGAUGCGUUCGCCUUCGAAAUACAACCUGCUUGAUUUCGACCUUCCGCCUCCUUCAACACCGAUGUCUGUCCCUUCCAUCACGCCUCGUGAAUUAGAAACCCUGAAAUCCGGUUUCUUGUCGGAGAUAUCAUCUCUAAAAGCCACUCUUAGUGGCAAGGAAGCAGAAGUUGGAAGUUUGAAGCAGGCUGUGUCAGAUGCCGAGCAUCGAGUCGCAGAAGCGCUUGAAGAGGUUCGCAAUGAAGCCAUCAGAAAAGAGGCUUUGGAGGUAGAACAGGCAGAGUGGGAGCGACGAGGCAAGGAAAUGGAGUCUGUCCUGCGUCAAGUUCGAUCGGAAAUUAUCGAUGGUGAAAGGGAACGUGAACGCCUUACACGGAAGGGAGAGGAAGCCGAGAGGCAUAGAGAGGAUUUGGAAGGAAGAAUUGUCGAGCUCGAAAGCCAGCUGGAUGCUUCUCGGAAAGCUGCGUCAACCGAUUCGGAGCGCUCUGCAGAGGGCGACAAUACCGGCAUGAUCACCGCUGAACAAUCCGCAAAGGAAGUACAGGAAGCUGUGGAGAGGGUUGCGCGCGAGCUUCAUACCUUGUACAAGGGGAAGCACGAGACUAAGGUUGCUGCUCUGAAGAAGAGCUAUGAGUCACGGUGGGGGAAGCGUCUGCAUGAGGCAGAGAACAAAUACCGUGAAGCCACCGAUGAAAUCGACCGUCUCAAGACAGAGCGUGACACUACCAUGUCUGGUCCCGUGAACCCAAACAUGAGCGUUCUGGGACGCGACAACGAUGAACUUGAGGCAGAAAACAAGGUCCUUGGUGCCCAAAUCAAGGGUCUCGAGCAGCAAAUCACCGCCGUCAAGAAUGACAAUGAGCAGCUACAUACUGAACUCAAGAUGGAGCGGGCCGAGAAGGGUGAGCUGGUUGCUGCUGUAGAUGAGUGGCUCGCUAUCCAGCAACACGGCCAACAGCAACAACAACAACCACCGCAGCAGACGCAAUCCAUGCCAGCCUCACGAGAACCAUCGAUUUCCUCAACACACUCUUCCACCCCCAGCGAACAACAGUACGAAGCACCGCUCAAGGAAAUCGACCUAAUGGGCGGCACCGAGCCCGAGCCCCUUGAGACUCCCCAACCCGAGCAACCUGUAUUAUUCAAACGCAGUAUUAGCCGUACGGGGCUAAGCGGUCUACGCCCACCAUCCUCAGGCAUUGAGAAGAAAAGCCGUUUGGGAAUGUACAACGGCGGUGGCAGUACUCACUCUCGGCAACACAGCGGUGGCCGCUCCGGCAUCGCGAUGCCAACCCCCGGACGAAGCGGUAUCAUGAGCUCAAUUGAACGCAUGGGCCGUGGAGGUAACUAA
Molecule: messenger RNA, 2367 nt
Organism: Talaromyces rugulosus
Lineage: Eukaryota; Fungi; Ascomycota; Eurotiomycetes; Eurotiales; Trichocomaceae
Exons: 1
Coding region: 1-2367 (788 amino acids)
Biological process (GO): mitotic spindle organization; cell population proliferation
Cellular component (GO): cytoplasm
Source: RefSeq, a predicted model, not a curated record